Molecule: messenger RNA, 1690 nt
Organism: Anthonomus grandis grandis
Lineage: Eukaryota; Metazoa; Arthropoda; Insecta; Coleoptera; Curculionidae
Product: UDP-glucosyltransferase 2-like
Exons: 7
Coding region: 136-1686 (516 amino acids)
Molecular function (GO): UDP-glycosyltransferase activity
Source: RefSeq, a predicted model, not a curated record
UUAUAUUCCGAUCGUGUUUUCUGACGUACGUACGUGCACCUCAUAGAACCGACAAAUCAAGAUAAAAUUACUAUUUUCAUAUUGAGUAAACAAGUGGAUUGUACAUCAAAUUUUUCGACUUUAGUAUCGGGUAAAAUGUUAUCAGGCCACGCGUUCAGUUCGCUACUGUUCAUAUCGAGCUUGUCAUAUGUUUGCCAAUCGGCGAGAAUCCUGGGCAUCUUCCCCACACCGGGGAGAAGCCAUUACAUCCUGGAAAGCACCCUGAUGACCGCCCUGGUCGAAGCAGGCCAUGACGUCACCAUAGUAACUCCCUUUUACGAAGACUAUCAGACUAACGGUACUGGAACAUAUCGGCAAAUUGUGUUGACGGGUGUGGCUGAACAGCAAAAAGAGCGUAGGAAGGCGAUAAACCUGUUCCAGCACUCGAAAGUCAACCCUUUCCUGGCCAUUUAUAUAAUGAACCGUGUGGGAUUGUCCCAGACCGAGAGCACCUUGAAACAUGCCAAUUUCCAGCGGUUGAUUCACUCCGGGGAGAAGUUUGACGCAGUUAUCGUGGGGCAGUUUAUGAAUGACGCCUUAAAGGCUAUGGCGCAUCAUUUCGGCGCACACCUUAUCUUGUUUAGUUCUGUGGGAACCAGCACUUGGGUAAACCACUUGGUAGGGAAUCCCUCUAUACCCUCCUACACCCCCGAAAUGAUCCUGAGCUACCCUGCUAAAAUGACUUACUUCCAAAGGAUGAAGAACACUUUGGUGAAUUUCGUGUAUAAUAUCAAUCAGCACUUCAUAUUCUACCCAAAGCAGUCGGCGUUAUUAAAAAAAUACUUACCAAACCCCAUAGGGCUAAAUGAGGCUUUAUUCAACGUCUCCUUGGUGCUAAUGAACACCCAUGAAAGUAUCGCAUUUCCCACUUCAACGGUUCCUUGCAUGAGACAAAUUGGUGGUUUCCACGUCAAGGAACCCAAAGAGCUCCCUCUGGACCUAAGGAACUUCCUGGAUGAAGCUGAGGAGGGCGUGGUGUACUUCAGCUUAGGAUCCAAUGUGAACAGCAACCACUUACCGUUGGAAAAGAAGUUGGCCAUAGCCGAGGCCUUUUCCGACAUCAAAGAGAGGGUUUUAUGGAAAUUCGAGGACACCAGUUUCGCCAAGAACCUCCCGAAGAAUGUCAAAGUGAGCCAGUGGUUUCCACAGCAGGAUAUCCUAGCCCAUAAGAACAUGAAACUCUUUAUAACCCAUGCCGGGUAUGCCAGUACCAUAGAGACGGUACACCGUGGUGUUCCCAUUAUAGCCGUACCAAUAUUCGGAGACCAAAGUAUGAACGCCGUUUAUGCGGAAACCAAGGGUUUCGGUAAGGUACUACCUUGGCAAGAUAUUACCAAGGACACCCUGGUGGGUAUGAUAAGGGAGGUUAUUGACAACCCUAAGUACAAAGAGGCUGCCAAAAGGAAAUCCGCCCUACUAAGGGACCGUGAGGUUCACCCUUUGAAGUCCGCCGUCUACUGGAUAGAAUAUGUCCUGAAGCAUAAUGGGGCGCACCACCUAAGGGUGGCCUCCCUAGAUCUCACUUGGUACCAAUAUUAUUUACUGGAUGUAUAUUUGCCCUUAUUUUUGGGGUUGUAUAUUUUAUGGUGUCUGUGUAAGAGGGUGAAGUCCCUUAUAAGAAGGAGUGAGAAAGUAAAGGUUUCGUAAGAUA